Molecule: messenger RNA, 1002 nt
Organism: Dovyalis caffra
Lineage: Eukaryota; Viridiplantae; Streptophyta; Magnoliopsida; Malpighiales; Salicaceae
Source: the annotation of a GenBank genome assembly
AUGGAGGAGAGUGUGAUUUUUCAGUGGAGUGUGUUUAGAUCUCUGCUCGCUAUUCUCCAAUGGUGGGGUUUCAAUGUCACUGUUAUUAUCAUGAACAAAUGGAUCUUCCAGAAACUGGAUUUCAAGUUUCCGCUAUCAGUAUCUUGCAUUCACUUCAUAUGCUCAUCUAUCGGAGCAUAUGUGGUAAUCAAGGUGCUGAAGCUCAAGCCAUUGAUAGUGGUUGAACCUGAAGAUCGCUGGCGAAGGAUAUUUCCCAUGUCGUUUGUGUUCUGCAUCAACAUAGUGCUGGGGAACGUGAGCUUACGUUUCAUUCCAGUUUCGUUUAUGCAAACAAUAAAGUCAUUUACUCCUGCAACCACAGUUGUUUUGCAGUGGCUAGUUUGGAGAAAAUAUUUUGACUGGCGAAUUUGGGCUUCUUUGGUCCCAAUUGUUGGAGGAAUACUUUUAACAUCUGUCACUGAACUUAGUUUUAAUAUGUUUGGAUUUUGUGCUGCCUUAUUUGGAUGUUUGGCUACUUCAACUAAGACUAUUCUCGCAGAAUCUCUGUUGCAUGGAUAUAAAUUUGACAGCAUAAACACUGUGUACUACAUGGCACCUUUUGCAACCAUGAUCUUGGGAUUACCAGCAAUAUUGGUUGAAGGUGGCGGGGUUAUAAAUUGGUUUUACACCCAUGAUUCUGUCGGGUCUGCCCUCAUCAUCAUUUUCAGCUCUGGGGUGCUGGCGUUUUGUCUCAACUUCUCCAUUUUUUAUGUGAUUCAUUCUACAACUGCAGUAACAUUUAAUGUUGCUGGAAAUCUUAAGGUUGCAUUUGCCGUUCUAGUUUCCUGGCUGAUAUUCCGGAACCCAAUUUCUGCUAUGAAUGCUGUUGGAUGUGCCAUUACACUUGUGGGAUGUACGUUUUAUGGGUAUGUGAGGCACUUGCUCUCCCAACAGCCCCCCCACCAGGAACUCCUCGGACGCCCAAGACUCCAAGGAAUCGGAUGGAACUACUUCCGCUUGUAA